Diospyros lotus (date-plum) is the source of this 2287-nucleotide messenger RNA. RefSeq names its product serine/threonine-protein kinase PBL34-like. Bases 543 to 1991 code for a protein of 482 amino acids. Gene Ontology annotation, molecular function: protein kinase activity; ATP binding. The record is from RefSeq and is a predicted model, not a curated record. Lineage: Eukaryota; Viridiplantae; Streptophyta; Magnoliopsida; Ericales; Ebenaceae. Gene Ontology annotation, biological process: protein phosphorylation. The transcript is spliced from 6 exons.
AGGAAAUAUUAAGAUUUUUUAAUUUUUUCCCAUUUCCCUCAACAUAUAUGUAUAUAUAUUUUUUGAGCUUUGAAUUGGUCAGGUGACGAGCGGACAUUUCUCGGGGUGCUUUUUGAAACUGAGAUUAUCUGAUACAGCUUGUACUGUCUUCUGCUUCAGCAAGUUUCUCAAGUUAGUUGUGAAGGUCACGCAUGCGAUCUGAAUGGUUCGCUUCUUUCCAGGCCUCCAGAGUGAUCUUUGCUCGGUUUCAUGAAUUGGGUCUAAGCUCUGUCACCUGAUAUUUCGUGGGCUUCUGAGGAAUUCUUUGUGCAAGCCGAAGGGUAUUUGGAAUUCUAAGCUAAUCUCACUUUCCUGGUGGUUGUCUCUGGGUGAUUUUCUGAAGUGGGUUUGGGUUGUGUCGUCUGAUUCUUGAAGAUCUUUCGGGCAAUAAUUGGGAAAUUGAAGGGAUUUUGGGGAAGUUCUGUUCUUGUGGUUGUGUGAGAAGACUUUUGAAUUUGAUGCCUUUUGAUGGUAUCUGGGUUUGAUUAUAGGGUUUCUGAAAGAUGGGAUUUGGGGCUGAAGGGGGAAAGGAGGAGUCUUGGGAUGUGGGCAAAUCGAAGGGUAAGAAGAAGAAAGAUGGAGACGUUGAGGAGACUGGAUGUUGGGUUAGGUUGAAGAUUUUUGGGAGCUGUAUUUCUUCAAGAUCUAAAGUGGAUAAUUCCAUUAGUGGCAUCAGUAUUCAUUGCGCAGAAAGUAAAUCAACAAAUGAUACAAGCAGAGACCAGCCUGUUGCUCCAGUAUUAUCAUCAACAACCACAAGUAAUGGAGAAAGCAAUUCAUCUACUUCCAAACUUGAAGAAGAACUGAAAGUUGCUUCUCGGCUUCGAAAAUUUUCUUUCAAUGAUCUUAAGUUUGCAACAAGAAAUUUCAGACCAGAGAGUCUUCUCGGUGAAGGUGGUUUUGGUUGUGUAUUCAAGGGGUGGAUUGAGGAGAAUGGUACUGCACCAGUGAAACCUGGCACAGGACUUACUGUUGCAGUGAAAACCCUAAACCAUGAUGGGCUCCAGGGUCACAAAGAAUGGCUGGCUGAAGUAAGUUUUCUUGGGGACCUCAUUCAUCCUAAUUUGGUCAAACUGAUUGGUUACUGCAUUGAAGAUGAUCAACGAUUGUUGGUGUAUGAGUUCAUGCCUCGAGGAAGCUUGGAGAACCACCUGUUUCGGAGAUCACUUCCUCUUCCUUGGUCCAUCAGGAUGAAAAUUGCUCUUGGUGCUGCAAAGGGCCUUACUUUUCUGCACGAGGAAGCAGAAAGGCCAGUUAUAUAUCGAGAUUUUAAGACUUCCAAUAUCCUAUUAGAUGCAGAUUACAAUGCCAAACUUUCUGACUUUGGACUUGCUAAGGAUGGUCCUGAGGGUGAUAAGACUCAUGUCUCUACUCGUGUGAUGGGCACUUAUGGUUAUGCAGCUCCCGAAUAUGUGAUGACAGGACAUCUUACAUCAAGGAGUGAUGUUUACAGCUUUGGCGUGGUUCUGCUCGAAAUGUUGACUGGCAGAAGAUCAAUGGACAAAAACCGUCCCAUUGGGGAGCACAAUCUAGUCGAAUGGGCGAGGCCACAUCUUGUGGAGAGAAGAAGGUUUUACAGACUGAUAGACCCCCGGCUUGAAGGCCACUUCUCAAUAAAAGGUGCCCAGAAAGCUGCACAGUUGGCUGCUCGCUGCCUUAGCCGGGACCCAAAGGCCAGACCUCUGAUGAGUGAAGUUGUCGAAGCCUUGAAGCCGCUUCCAAACCUCAAGGAUAUGGCCAGCUCGUCCUAUUACUUCCAGACAGUGCAGGGCGAUCGCGUUGCCUCCAGUCCAAAUGCUAGUAGAAACAGUUUAAAAGCACAAGCUGGAUCGCUUUCAAGGAAUGGGCAGCAGCACCCAAGGAGCCUCUCCAUACCAAAUAAUAGUUCACAUGCUUCUCCUUACCAUCAUCAGUUCUCCAUCAAUUCACCAAAACCCAAUGCUAAAGCAUAGCUGAAUCGGUUUGGUCAUUGCCUGUUUCUUCUGUUUGACACACCCACCCAUCCUUUCUACCAUUCCUUCUCUACUUUCUCUUCGUUUAAUUUCUAUGUGGAGUUGGAAAAGAAUCAGAAUCAGAAUCAGGGGAACAUUGGCAAUGUGGUGUUAUGAUCUUUUAAGUUACCUCACACUCAUAGCGAGUGAGGAGAGAGCUAGGAAAGUUGUCAUUUAAUGGAGGAGCAAACAGGAAUGGCAACCACACGGUUUUACUUGUUUGUUCAGAAAUGUUAAUGAAUGAUAAUUUUCCUUCA